This is a messenger RNA of Lolium perenne, 627 nucleotides long. Lineage: Eukaryota; Viridiplantae; Streptophyta; Magnoliopsida; Poales; Poaceae. The record is from RefSeq and is a predicted model, not a curated record.
AUGUCCAGCCCUCCACCAAGUUCUUCCCACCCGCCGCCGCACUCCGACGUCCCCGCCGUUCUCUCCCCGGCGGAGAUCACCGCAGCCCUCCGCGAUCUCGCCACCGCGGUCCAGGAGAUCCACCUCUACUUAGCCGGCCCCUACGGGCCGCCGCCGGCCGCACCACCAGCCGCCACCACCGGGCCGCUGCUCUUGCCGUGGCAGCCACCGCAUCUGGCGGUCUCCGCCGCGGUCGCCGCCACCACCCUGCCCUUGUUGCCGUGGCCGUCCCAGCCCCUCGCGGGCCCCAUCACAGCCGUGGCCUCGCUGCAGCAGCCGGCGCCGCCACCGCCCUGGUUGCCGUGGCCAUCCCAGCCCCUCGCGGGCCCCGUCGCGGCCAUGGCCCCGCUGCAGCAGCCGGCGCCGCCGCCACUCAGCCCCGGGCCAGCUACGACCGCGUCUCUUCUCCAGCAGCCGGCCGCCUUCUUCCCCACCGGGACGCUGCAGCAGCAACAGCAGCCGCCGCCGCCACCAACGCCGCCGCUGCAGCUGCUGUCCUCACCGACGUUGUCGCUGCCGUUCGGUGGGCAGCUGCAACAGCAGCAGCAGCUGCCAGGUCCUUACAAUUCUGGUUUAACAGCUGAAUAA